AUGAAGUUUAUGAAACUUGGAUCUAAGCCUGAUUCUUUUCAGACUGAUGGAGAUAAUGUCAGGUAUGUGGCAACUGAGCUGGCAUCGGACAUAGUCGUUAAUGUUGGAGAAGUAAAAUUUUAUCUACAUAAGUUUCCACUUCUGUCGAAAAGUUUACGGUUACAAAAGUUAGUUUCAAACCCGGACGAGGAGAACGACGAAGUUCACAUCCAUGACAUUCCUGGAGGACCUAUUGCUUUUGAAAUAUGUACAAAAUUCUGUUAUGGUAUGGUAGUUACUCUUAACGCAUACAACGUGGUUGCAGCUCGUUGUGCAGCGGAGUAUCUUGAGAUGUAUGAAACUGUUGAAAAGGGAAAUCUUAUCUACAAGAUUGAAGUCUUCCUCAAUUCCAGCAUUUUCAGGAGCUGGAAAGACUCGAUCAUUGUUCUACAAACAACGAAAUCUCUUCUUCCAUGGUCAGAAGAACUUAAGAUCGUGAGCCAUUGUAUGGAGUCCAUAGCUACCAAGGCUUCGAUGGAUCCGUCCAAGGUGGAGUGGUCGUACACAUAUAACAGGAAAAAGCUUCCAUCGGAAAAUGGAAAUGAUUCACACUGGAAUGGUGUGAGGAAACAGCUAAUGGUUCCGAAGGAUUGGUGGGUGGAAGACCUUUGUGAGCUUCAACUUGAUCUCUAUAACAGAGUCAUGUCGACAAUAACAACUAACGGAAAUGUUUCCGGCAUAGUUGUAGGAGAAGCUCUAAGUGCUUUUGCCUCUAGAAGGUUGCCUGGCUUCACCAAGGGUGUUAUCCAGAACGGUGAUAUCACAAAGAAUAGAUUAGUGUUGGAGACUAUUGUCGGUCUAUUGCCGGAAGAUAUGGGAAGUGGCUCUUGCAGUUUCUUGCUGAAGUUAUUAAAACUGGCUAUUCAAUUGGAAUGUGAUGUGUCGGUGAGAUCCGAACUGAAGAGGAGAACAGGUCAGCGGCUUGAGGAGGCUACGUUGGCCGAUCUUUUGAUUUCUUCAUCAACCGGGGAAACAACUUACGACAUUGAAACUGUGCAGAAGCUAGUUGAGAUGUUUGUAGCACAUGAACAUCAAUCUUUAAUGGAAGACGAGUUGCAGGAGAUCAAAAGUCCUAAGAUGGUCCUAAAUUCUUCUAGCAAGAUAAAGGUAGCAAAGCUGGUUGAUAGCUAUCUUGCCGAGAUCGCACGUGAUCCUAAUUUGCCUCUUUUGAAUUUCGUGAAUAUCGCUGAUCUGGUAUCCAGCUUUCCUAGACAGUCUCAUGACGGUCUUUAUCGUGCCAUUGACAUGUAUUUAAAGGAACAUCCUGGAAUCAGCAAAAGCGAGAGGAAAAGAAUAUGUCGAUUGAUGGACUGCAAGAAGCUGUCGGCAGAAGCUUGCAUGCACGCGGUGCAGAAUGAGCGGCUUCCUCUACGUGUUGUCGUGCAGGUUCUCUUCUUUGAGCAAAUGAGAGCUUCAACAACAUCAUCAUCCGGAGGCACAAACACUCCCGAUCUUCCCGGUUCUAUCAGGGCGUUGCAUCCCGGCGGAUCUCACGGUAGCUCAAGGUCUACUACCACCAACACAGAAGAGGAAUGGGACGCAGUCGCAACAGCAGAAGACAUAAAAGUUCUGAAAGGCGAACUUGCUGCACUAAAAUUAUCAGGUGGAAGUAGCCAGAGUAGUGACAGAAACAGCAACAACAACGCAGACAAAGCCGCUGCUAACAAAAUGAAAGGCUUCCUCAUGUCAAAGAAAAUAUUCUCCAAGAUUUGGUCGAACAAAGAAAAAAACGGAGAGAUUACUAGCUCUGAUACGUCCGAAAGCCCUGCUUCUACAGUCGUUGAGGAGACGAAGUCAACACCGUCUAGAAGUAGAAGACAUUCAGUAUCGUAA
Vicia faba (fava bean) is the source of this 1872-nucleotide messenger RNA. NCBI's taxonomy places the organism in Eukaryota, Viridiplantae, Streptophyta, Magnoliopsida, Fabales, Fabaceae. The record is from the annotation of a GenBank genome assembly.